This is a messenger RNA of Mauremys mutica (yellowpond turtle), 3105 nucleotides long. RefSeq names its product regulator of G-protein signaling 22-like. Gene Ontology annotation, molecular function: G-protein alpha-subunit binding. The coding region runs from base 4 to 1773 and encodes 589 amino acids. The transcript is spliced from 7 exons. The record is from RefSeq and is a predicted model, not a curated record. Lineage: Eukaryota; Metazoa; Chordata; Testudines; Geoemydidae. Gene Ontology annotation, biological process: regulation of signal transduction.
CCGAUGUGCGAGGCUCAGGGCGGCGUCGAGGCAACUUUCAGUGCCUUCAGCAGGAGCCAGUACGAUGCUCUGAGACGCCUGCGCGCCUACUGGGUUUCCAGGUUUCUCCUCCAUCACCAGAGAACUAGAUACCUCAGGACUGUCCCCACCUCAGGCUCCCAGACCAAGCCUAGGCCGCCCAUGAACACUGACUUCCUGCCUUCGCUCAAGGUGUUUGCGUCGCUUCCUGUUGUGGGUGAUGGCUGCAUGAGCCACACGAAUAGAAGCGCAGACUGGUUCAGCCUGCCGCACUCUGGUGCAAGCUGGCGAGGCAGGAUUGUGUCAGCUCCGCAGCCAGACCUCUCAUGGAAUCUCCCUGACACACCGCUGACCUCCCACCUCCUCCAAGCACUAAUGUGUGAUCCUGGGGCUGGGGGGAGCUUUCUUCACUACCUGACCAGGUUUGAGGAUACUCAGAAGGUCCAUAACCUCCAGUUGUGGCGAGCGCUGGAGGAGCACCAGGCCACUUGGGAGUGGCAGGCAGACCGGCUCAAACCCCACCGCUCAGCCUGGCAGAUCUUCCACAAGUACUUGGUGCAUGGUGCGCCAUGUGAUGUUGGACUCAGCUCCGAUAUGCCACAUUACAUCCAGCAUCUCCAGGAGAUGCUCAGCUCCAGCAACCAACCUCUGGAGCCUUUGGCCUUGGAGCCAGUGGCUCAGCACGUGCUCGCUGUUCUCUGUGAGGCCUGGCUCCGCUACCUCCGCUAUGAGAUAGCCACCUUCCUAGAGUACUGCAUCCCAGACUCUUACCUGGAAGUGCAGGAUGUCAGGAGCAAAGACAGUAGAAUAAAGCAGAGAAGAGACAGGGCCAGGAAGAGGAAGGAAAAUACCGGCUUUCAUGCCCAGGAAGGCAGAAAGCAGCAGAGGAGACACCGAAAGAAAGCAGCAGCUGAGCCCCAAGGCUCAGGCCAUGCUGGCCUGGCAAGUGGGGAAGGGUCAGUGACACCCCAGCGUGCCCUGAACCUGCUCAACAACAAGGUGGUUUUCAAAGCCUAUAGAAAGGCAGCUCAGGAAAUGCAAGAUGCAGGGCUCCAGAGGGUGCUGGAGCUGUUGGAGAAGCUGGAGCGAUGCCAGGCAGCCCCAGAGGGGAGGAAGCGGCUGAGCUGUGUGCUGAAGUUCCUGGACCUCUGGGACCAGCAAGGGGCUGGGCCACUGAGCCCUCGCCUCCCCAGGGAGCUGAGGAAGAGACUGAGGGCAGAGGUGGGCCAGGGUAGAGUAAGCGACUUGAGCAUAGAAGAAAUCCAAGCUGCCUUGUAUGCGCACAUUGCUCCGGCCUUCGAGAGCUUCUGGGCUGAGGUGAGUGAGGGGCUGGGCAGGCACGGAGUACAGCCCUCCCAGAUCCAAGACGAGGGCUGGCCAAAGCUUCAGCCACUCCUGCAUUUGCUGGCUGCCAAGGUGGCCCUCAAGCGUCUAAGGAACAGGAAAGCCGCAGUGGGGUCAGCAGCUACAGCCCAGCCCAGCCAGGAAGACAAAGCCUCCUUCUGCCAAUUCCUCAGGACUGCUGCCGAAGGCUGGCCCACCCUGGAGAUGCUGCACUUCCUCAAACACCUGCAGGUCCAUGGCCCCCCUGUGCUGGAGCAUGGCCUGCACUUCCAGCUGGAGGUGCAGAAGUUCAAGAACGCCCAUCACGCCAUGCCGGACAGGGCUCUCCUGAGGAAGAAGGUGCAGGUGAUCCGCAACUGCUUCCUUGUCUCCCAGCUGGAGCCCCGGCUGCAGGUAGGCCUCAUGGUCUGACAGAGGAGUAGCAACGGGGCAAAGAGAUGGUCAGGCAGGCCUAGGGCAAGAGAGAGGAGGAGCUGGAUCUAAAGCAUUAGCAGUGAGUUGAUAUAUAACACAGGAGUUCUGCAAAACAGAGUGGUGGGUGUGUAAACUCCAUGGGCUCCCUCUGAAGUCAGUGAAAGCAGGACUGGGCCUCAAUGGCCAUGUUUAAUGCUGUAAAGGGGAACAGGCUAGUUCCCAAUUUCCUCCCCCACCUGAAAAAUUCCAAGAAGAUGAAAUACAGUGAUCAACCCCAAUGUAAUCCUCAGGCCAGCUUCAGCCCAGGCUAGCUCCCCCCCCACCCCAGCCUGUUCGCAGCUCACCUAGUCUGGGAAACGCCCUGCACAGCAGCACCGGUGCUCUGGUAACACUGGGGCUGAGAGCGCCCAGCGCCAGCCUGUGCAGAAUGAGAGGCCAAACUGGCGCAGAAGCCGCUGGGAUAUCUAGCAGAUCUUUUUGCAGCUGGUAACAUGGAGACUUGCUCCCCUGCCCCAGGCCCCUGAGCAUGUUUGUGGCUUGCUCUCUAGGUGGUGGUGGAUGCUGAGAAGUUGGGGAGAGCUCUCCGGGCGGCUGAGCAGGCUCUCCAGCAGGAUGCCCCAGCACCACCUCCCGGCCUGUUUGAUGAGCUGAGGGACUCCGUCUUCAGCACCCUACUGCCGUACUGGGCUGGGUUCCGAAAGGCCUGGCUGAAGCGGUCGCUUGAGAGUGCCCAGAGAGCCCCGGGUACGUUCAUCACCCUGAGCCCCUGUCUGACGGCAGAGCCCCCCCUUCUCUGGAGAAUCCGAGGAUCAGGAGAUGGCAGGGAUUUUGCAGCUGCUCCAGGAGGGUUCCCUGCUGUGGGAACUGGGCAGCACACUUCAAGCAAGAGAGGCUGAAGGGGCAUGUGGAGACAGUUGUGUGCUUACAUUUGCAAGUGCAAUACCCAUGCUAAAGAAACAGCAUGUGCAGGCCUGGCUCUCACAAAGGCCCAUGGCCAAUUGAAAAAAUGACCCGUGGCUCACAUGAAGCCUUCCUCAUUCCUCUUGGGAAAAUAAUGCCAGAGCCCAGUAGCUUACCCUGGCAGGAGUGAUGCCACCAGAAUGGUCCUUUUGCUUUAUUGCAUCCCACUGCUGCUAGCUCGACUUUCCUGCUCUUUGUGUGACUCAUCUCUGAGCUCCCUCCAGCCUGUCACCACCUUGAGCUGCCCAGAGCUGAGGCAAGAUGUAAAGGACCUUUGAUCUCUCAUUGGGUGGGGCAGGUCACUUCCUAGUGAAUGGCCAGACCUUUCCCUCCUCCUGGUUUUCAUUCUCUGGGCAGGGAGGGGUGUUU